GGGGAGAGGCGGAGCCAGCAAAUGUUGAAGACGGUCAUACCCGCCCCCUUUUCUGUGGAAACAGUGCGUGCCCUCGCAGAUUUUGAUUCCCCACUGUAGAACCGAUCACCAUGGCGACUAGACAGAAGUUGAUGAGAGCUAUUAGAGUUUUUGAAUUUGGUGGACCAGAAGUGCUGAAAUUCCAGUCGGAUGUUGCAGUACCAAUUCCAAAAGACCAUCAGGUUCUAAUCAAAGUCCAUGCGUGUGGUGUAAACCCAGUGGACACGUACAUUCGCUCUGGUACUUACAGUAGGAAACCACUCUUACCCUAUACUCCUGGUUGUGACGUGGCUGGGGUAGUAGAAGCUGUUGGAGAGAAUGUAUCUGCUUUUAAGAAAGGUGACAGAGUUUUCACUACCAACACGGUCUCUGGGGGCUAUGCAGAGUAUGCUAUUGCAGCAGAUGACACUGUUUACACCCUACCAGAAAAACUGGACUUUCAACAAGGAGCUGCCAUCGGUGUCCCAUAUUUUACUGCUUAUCGAGCUCUGCUCCACAGUGCCCGCGUGAAAGCUGGAGAAAGUGUUCUGGUUCAUGGGGCUAGUGGAGGGGUAGGCAUAGCAGCGUGCCAAAUUGCUAGAGCGUAUGGUUUAAAGGUUUUGGGCACAGCUGGCACUGAGGAAGGACAAAAUAUUGUUUUGCAGAAUGGAGCCCAUGAAGUGUUUAAUCACAGAGAAGUUAAUUAUAUUGAUAAAAUUAAGAAAUCUGUUGGUGAAAAAGGAAUUGAUGUGAUUAUUGAAAUGUUAGCUAAUGUAAAUCUUAGUAACGAUCUGAAUCUUCUGUCAUAUGGAGGACGAGUAAUAGUUGUUGGCAGCAGAGGUUCUAUUGAAAUAAACCCACGGGACACCAUGGCAAAGGAAACUAGUAUAAUUGGAGUUGCUCUCUAUUCAUCAACCAAGGAGGAAUUUCAGCAAUUUGCAGCAGCCGUUCAAGCUGGAAUGGAAAUUGGUUGGUUGAGACCUGUAAUAGGUUCUCAGUAUCCGUUGGAGAAGGUGGCCCAGGCUCACAAAAAUAUCAUUCAUAGCAGUGGGGCUACUGGGAAAAUGAUUCUUCUCGUAUCAUGAUUAAUUAUUUCAUGUAUUUCCUAUGUAAUUAGAGGUUUCUUACUCCAGUUUUACUUAUGCUGUCUUUGCUUUAAUUAGCAUUCAUUUGAUUCACUGAGUUUUUUUAUAUUAAAAACAAGAUUUGUCUUUAGAGAUCCUGGGUAUUGGAGUACAAUUUGUGUUAGAGCUGGCAGUAUUCCUUAGGCCUUCUGCCUGUAAUCAAGCAGUCGUCAUAGUAGGAAAUAGAAUGUUGUCAUUGCCAUUGGCAUGCAUUAUAGACAUUCCUGAUCAUUCAUUUCAUACCUUUGACUAAAACAUGCUAAUUAAAAAUCACACUGCUUGAUUUCCAAGGCUGUAUUCUUCUCUUAAAGGUUCUUUAGUCUCUGAUUAGCCUAUAAUUGUAUUUGACUCUGAAGAUUUUCUAGACUAAACAAGACCCCUUUUCCAAACUAAUCUCAUGGAGAUCUACAAGUCUCUUGGAAGGGCAAAAUAAACAAUGUGCCGAGAAAUUUGUUAGUUUUCCAAUAUUUCCCUAAAUAUUAGGACAUUUACUUUGUUAAUGGUUGAUUACCAGUGAUCUAUAUAUUUUGUGAAGACAGCAGCCUUGUCUUUGGUAUACUAUGAUGCCAGGUACAUAGUCUCCAAAUAGAUACUUACAGAUUGAUUUGAUUUCAAAUUAGAUUUAGAAUUAUCUGUUUGUGUAAUGGGGGUCACAUAUUUUUUUUUUUUUAAUUAAUAAACAAACUUGACACAUUAAGAAUGAUCUGCCUUUGUUUUCA
Messenger RNA from Rhinolophus ferrumequinum (greater horseshoe bat), 1861 nucleotides. RefSeq names its product crystallin zeta (gene CRYZ). Lineage: Eukaryota; Metazoa; Chordata; Mammalia; Chiroptera; Rhinolophidae. The transcript has 9 exons. Bases 111 to 1103 code for a protein of 330 amino acids. Gene Ontology annotation, molecular function: NADPH binding; mRNA 3'-UTR binding; zinc ion binding. Gene Ontology annotation, cellular component: cytosol. The record is from RefSeq and is a predicted model, not a curated record.